Molecule: messenger RNA, 1381 nt
Organism: Lolium rigidum
Lineage: Eukaryota; Viridiplantae; Streptophyta; Magnoliopsida; Poales; Poaceae
Exons: 4
Coding region: 215-1033 (272 amino acids)
Source: RefSeq, a predicted model, not a curated record
CCAUCCUAUUUCUCCUCUGUAUUUGUCCCCUCCUCGCCGUCGCUGCCGCCAUCGACGCCGUCGUCGUGCCCGAAUUCCGGCGAAUUCUUUCCUCUCUCUAACCUCCUCUUUUCUCUCAAGUCUAAUCUGAGUUCCUCUUCGAGAAGAGGAGCAGAGAGGCGGCAUCGGCUCCGCCCGUGAUGGUCGGCCGCCGCGCUCUGCGGCGGACACGGACAUGCACAGCCCCUCCCCCUCCUCCCCCGCCGCCGCGUCGUUCUCACCUUCAUCAUCAGACCUCUCCCCCGCCGACGGCUUCCUCUGCGUGAAGGAGGGGGUAGACGAGAUGAUCAAGCACGUCGCCAACGAGCCCUCCGUCGGGCUCUACUUCGUCCAGCAGCACGCCAACGCAUCUAUGCCCAUCCUCCUAGACGUCAAGGGGAAGGUUGCAGAAAAGACUCGUGAUGUAACAUUGCACACUGAAGAUAUAGAGGAUUCUAUCUGUGCUGUGAGGUCCAUGACCGAGUUUGGACUUCCAAUCGCUGAUGAUAUGAUCAAGGAUAUAAAUAAAUCUCUAAAGAUAAUGUCGAAGACCCAACCAAAGAGGGGGUUAAUACAGAACCCCAUUUGGGGGUUCCAAUCAGACAAAAGCUCGGAAGCAUGUGACGAUUUGGGCGCAACUAAUGGUGGAAGUAGCAAGAACUACUUGUCUUCUAUGUUCAACACUGCAAAGCAAAAGGCAUCCAUUCUCAGAUGGCCACAGACUGACUUGGCAUCGAACGAUGACGUUUCGGAUAAGUCAGUGUCAUCUACAGCUCCAGAAUCAUCACAAGCCGGACGACAUGGUGCAUCGACAACCUCAGAUGGAGAAAGGGACGACACCCUCAUUUCAAGCCGUUUGUCAGAAAAUAAUAAUGCAGCUACUAUGGAUCAGAGGGUGUCUGCUGCUGAUAUAUCCUACACGGCGGAGAGCUACAAAAAGUUCAAAGAAGAGCAAGAACUCAAACUGCAAGAGUGGCUUAGAGAGUCCAAAGGAGCUGAUAGUACUAGAGACUGAGACUGUUCUAACGAUGGAGCUCCAGCUUUUAUGCCCCUGUCAGAGCACAUCAUAGUUUAGAGCAUGUACAAACCUUCGGAUAUGCUGUGGUAUCUGUGUACAAUCACAAAUCUUUUAUUCAUGUUGAGUGUACAUGAGCCGCGUGUGAAGACGUUUCUGUAAACAUCCCAUGUUAUAUUUGCAGUUGAUUUACAGGGCAGCGAGGUGUCUCAAGUGUAAUGUAGUAUAACAGCCUGAAUUACAGCACAGCGUGUUUCUUCAAAGAGUUUUAUUAUUGUACUUUGGAGCUUUGUAGUGGUUUAUAUAUGUAUACACUGACGUGCAGAUGAACCUGCCAUCGUGAUUAUU